Messenger RNA from Microthlaspi erraticum, 2283 nucleotides. NCBI's taxonomy places the organism in Eukaryota, Viridiplantae, Streptophyta, Magnoliopsida, Brassicales, Brassicaceae. The record is from the annotation of a GenBank genome assembly.
AUGGUUCUGCAGCUGAGAGGCUACUCUCUUUACAACCGUGGAAUCUCUUUCCUCGUCUCUUCUUCCUUGAGGCAUCUUAGUACGGCUUCGCUUUUGUUGAACUCCGAACAAACCACUGUCGAGCCACUGGUGAAAUCAGAGCUCGAAGCUCUAGUUCUCAAGCAAUACUCACAUGGGAAGUUCUAUAGUCUCGUUAAUAACGCCGUUGCUUUACCCUCCGUCCUUCUCGCGGCCUGUGAGAAUCUAUCUCUCGCUGCCAACUCGGGCGGUUCGUCCACCGAGUUAGCCGAUCGCGUCUCCAGGAGGUUCUCAGUCGAAGAAAUGGGGCGCGAGUUACGCGAGGGCAGGUUCGAUAUCCGUUCCUGCUGCGUCGAAUUCGUCUCUUCAAGAGAAAACGAACCUCUUGUUCUCCCCCAUCUAAAACUGAAAGUAUUGAUUGAAGCCAUUAGAAUGGUGCUCGAGAUUGUGUACGAUGAUCGAUUCGCGACGUUCUCGUACGGUGGCCGUGUUGGCAUGGGUAGGCAUACAGCGAUUCGUUACCUGAAAAACUCGGUGGAGAAUCCACGGUGGUGGUUUCGCGUUUCGUUUGCUCGAAAGAUGUUCAGUGAACGGAAUGUUGAUAAACUCUGUGGUUUCGUUGGAGAGAAAAUCAACGAUGGUUUGUUGAUUGAGAUGAUAAAGAAGCUCUUCGAGUUUGGGAUUCUGCGAAUCGAACUCGGUGGAUGUAACAGUGGAAGAGGUUUCCCACAAGAAUGUGGAUUGUCUUCGAUCUUGAUCAAUGUGUAUUUCGAUGGUGUUGAUAAAGAGAUUCAAGAUAUGAGGCUAAAGAUGAAAACGAAGAAUCCUCGAGAGGAGGAAUCGUCAGGUAAUGUUUUCUACAAGCCGAUAAAUAUUUAUGCCGUCAGGUAUUUGGAUGAGAUACUUGUGAUAACAUCAGGCUCGAAAAUGCUGACAAUGGAUUUGAAGAAGAGGAUUGUAGACGUUUUGGAAGAGAGACUAGACCUGAGAGUAGAUAGAGUGAACACAGCGAUUCAUAGUGCAGUGUCAGAGAAGAUAAACUUUUUAGGGAUGUAUCUUCAGGCUGUUCCACCUUCGGUUCUGCGUCCGCCUAUGUCUGAGAAGGCGGUGAGAGCAAUGAAGAAGUAUCAGAGGCAGAAGGAAGUCAGAUCAUUGGAGUUGAGAAACGCUAGGGAGAGGAACCGAAAGGUACUGGGGCUGAAGAUAUUUAGACAUGUGUUGAAGAAGCUCAAGCAGAGCAACGGGGUGAAAUCUGAGUAUGAGAUAGAGAAUGAGGUUGGGGAUGUUUUCGAGAGAUGGGGAGAGGAAGUUAUGAAAGAGUUUAUGGGGUCUCUCGAAGAUCGGUGGAAAUGGCAUUCUCUGCUCACCAGAGGAGAUUUUCUCUCUUUGAGGCAUAUAAGAGAGAAGUUACCACAGGACCUGAUUGAUGCUUAUGAUGAAUUUCAGGAGCAGGUGGAGAAACACUUGGCACCGGCGCAAGCGAAGAAGGAACUAGAGGAUGAGGAGAAGAGAGUGGAAGAAGAAGAUGAAGAGAGAUAUGCUCAAAGGACAGUUGAUGAUUUGACAAAGCUAUGCAUGAAAGUGUCAGCUCCGGAGGAGCUUGUUAGGAAGGCUGUUAAGUUAGUUGGGUUCACGAACAACAUGGGCCGGCCACGACCUAUCAGCCAGCUUCUAGCUCUUGAGGAUUCUGAUAUCAUCAAAUGGUAUGCGGGUGUAGGGCGUAAAUGGCUUGAUUUCUUCUGCUGUUGCCACAAUUACAAAACGGUCAAGAUCAUUGUAAGUUAUCAUAUGAGGUUCUCCUGUAUAUUGACACUAGCAGAGAAGCACAGAUCCACUAAACGUGAAGCUAUUAGACACUACACGAAAGAUCUCAAAGUGUUAGAUCUUGAGGGGAGCGAGGAGAUGCAUUUUCCAUUGGAAAGAGAGGUUAAGAUGAUGGGAGACAAAAACCUUUCAGAUCCGAGACCUGUGGAUGGGACACUGUCUUUGCUUUUGAUCAGGCUUGCAUCUGAUGAGCCCUUGCAUUCUUGUGCUGCUAGUUUCUGUGAACGAUCGGAUACAAUCAUGUACCGUGUACACCUACUGCAAGACCGUUUGCAUAUUAGCCCACUGGAUGAAAAGAAAUGGGUUCGUGGCAUGGGCGCAAUUCACUCGGCUUUGAAUCGGAAAUGUCUCCCUUUGUGUUCCACUCACAUCAGUGAUGUAUACUUGGGUAAAAUGACUCUUCAAGAUGUUGAUGGUACUUCAUUCCUCGAUCUCAGGUGA